GUGGAGGGGAUGAGAGGAAACUUCUUCUUACUGCCUGCCAGCUUGCCGCUGCCUGCCUUCUCACUGGUUUGUUGUUUUUGGACAACGUCCGAUCAGCUAGCAGCUGCAGUAGAGUUCUACCACCUUUUUAAUCGAGCUUAGAAGUGGUGUCCCGAGUGUGGUGUUCCUAACAAGUGGUCGUGGUGCUCUGUGUUGUCGUGCAAGUGUGUGUGUGUAAACACUGACGCUUUCGUGUGUCAGGUUCUGUAGAGUAGUAUUAUUUUCAUUUCGGAGACAUCGUUAGGUUCUGUAUUAAUAUCAUUUCAGACAUAUUGUUGGGUCCUGUAGAGUGGCAUUAUUAUCAUUUUGGAAACUUCGUCUGCUUUCAACUUGAACGACAGCCUGCACCUUAUAGGACACGCAGCGAUGUGGUUCCUACAAUAGUGAUUGGCGCGGAAUGCAGCGGUGCCCCUACCUUCACGAAAUGAAAGAGCGUCUACUCUCAAGUCAAGGAGGUAAUGGUGCAGACCCCAUGCUACUCGAAGCCAUGGACAGAGAAAUACUAGAAAUUCAUCAGGGGAACGAUCCCACCGGCGUUGGCACAAUUGUCAAGUUGAACUCCGACGGAUAUGGGUCACAUACUUCCCCAGCUCAUCACCACAGUUGCCUACCUACCAGUCAUGAUGAACUGCAUUAUCGACCAAAAAACGCAAAGACGUCUCUUUUCAUCAUAAUGAGUUUCAUCUAUGCAAAACUCCUGGUUGUAAUAUGCAUUGCAUACGUUGUCUCCGAGGUUGUAACGCACAAUUUACCCGUUGUUUACUACGAGGGAUUUUUCACAUAUCUAUAUGGAGUUAGCAUAUUAUUCCUGCUCUACGUCUUCUGCUUCCUUCUGCAAGAAAGUACCUGCUGCCAAGGCGGUGAACCAAAGCCGAAAAAGCCAAAGAAGCAGAAAGAAAAGGUAGACAAGAAGAAGGAGGAGAAGGAGAAGGCUAAAGAGAAGGAGAAGGAGAAUAAGAAGAACAAGAAGAAGGAGAAAGAGACGAAGAAAGAGGCCGCUAAGACAGAGACAGCUGGUGAGACUCCGCCAAAUCCACCGAGUCAGGGAAACAAAAAUAAGAAUAUUUUCCAGAACGACGGCUACCCACGUAAAAUGAAGGACUUGAUGCGAAUGCAGUCAUCAACCGAGGACGACACGAGUCCACCGGCGGGCAUGGGAACUCUGAAGAAGAACAAGGGUGCCGACAGUCCGACCCAGGAGAAGUUGUCAGCGCAGGCAGCGGCAGAGUCCAUUGAUCAGAUAGAAGCUGGACCCACUCCGUCCACACCGCGCAAGCGCAAGACAUCGCAGAACAGCCACAGUCACGGCAGCUUCUUUCUACGAGUCGGAGCUAUCGCUUUCGGUCUGGCCACAAUGAUCUACAAUGGUCUGGAGUUCGGUGCAUUCUUUGAAAUUCCCUUCUCAUCUCCCUGCUACCAAGUGCUGCGUGGAGUCAACCCCGUUCUCCAAAUGGUUUUCACAUUUAUGCAGAUGUACUUCAUCUUUAUGAAUUCCAGGCUGAACAUCCACCGAUUCAAAGUGAUUGCAAGAUUCGGAUUAAUGCACAUUGUUGCCACCAAUCUGUGUGUUUGGAUUCGAACUCUGGUUCUGGAGAGUCUGAAAGAGAUCACCGGAUAUCUACAGAAGAAUAACAGCACCCUGCAACGCAUCUUCCCAACCAGCUCUGUUGUGCAGAACCUCAAUCAUGAGUUCUCAAUUCUAGAAAGCAUCCGCGACCGCGCUGUGGCCGAUUCGGGGGCUGGUGCUGGCAACUCGCGGCCGCUGCCCGAACUAGCGACACCUUUGAGCACUCGCACUCCGCUCACCACACUCGCCCAACUCGUGCAGACAACAGCUCGCUCGGCCGCCGUCACCACCAAACGUCUCGUCAAUGACGUCAUCACCACAACCACCACCGCCGCAACUCCCUCAACCACCCCCUACCACACCACUCCCCCCUCCACCGCUCUGCCGACCACCGUGCCAACCACCACCACUACUACCACAACAACCACCACCUCUACCACGCCCAAGUAUCUCUUUGAACAGCUGGCUGACUACUCGUCCAAGUGGUCCACAAGCAAGCCACAAGUGUUCUGGGACGACAUAACUGGGGACUCGCCGCUGGCUCCCGUGGCCUCGGCCCUCGUCAGCUCGAAUGGCACCAACAUCGACCCGGAGACAUGCGGCCGCGUCAACAUCAUGGGCAACAUUGUGCAGGACUCGGCUCCCUACCUCUUUCCCUUCAUCAUCGAGUACAGCCUCAUUGGCGCCGCUGUCAUCUAUGUCAUGUGGAGGCACAUUGGACGCAAUCCAAGAUACCACGGUGAAGAAGACUUGGAACAGCGUUUGGAGGUUAUUUUGUCGCGUCGCGCUGUAGCUAUGGCGCAUGCGCACAACGGCCGAAUGGACUGCGUCGGCGCCAGCAAAGGACUGUUCUUCGGACUUCUGCUUUUGGUCGGAUCGCUCAUCUGUCUAAUUCUGUUUUUCGUACUGAUUCAUCAUCCACAACUUGGAUUGCUGGCAAUCUAUCUGGCUGACGUUUCUCAUUGCACUCUGAUGGGUCUCAGUAUAAUUGCUAUUAUAAUCGGUUUCAUAAGGGUUCAGAAUCUGAAGUUCAGAGCCGAGGAACAGAGUGACCUGAAUGACAUCCUUCUGCGUGUGUCGGCGUUUGGUCUGUUCGUCUACGCUGUGUUCAGCAUCAUUGCCGGGUCGCUCACGGCUAUGACCAGUGAACCCAAUCUGCUCGUCAUGAUUACUGGAAUACUGUCUGUGCUACAGGUGGUGUUGCAACUGUUGUUCAUUGCCGACAUAGCUAGACGCCGAGUCCACCUGCCGGAACACGACCGCUCCAAGCCGGGCAGACAGGUUGUCACUUUCCUGCUCAUCUGCAACGUCACCAUGUGGAUCAUCUACACCUUCGAGACUCAGAAGGUCAUUGCCAAUCCAGUGCAGCUGGACUUCUAUGGAUUCCUGGCCUGGGCCAUGGUGCAGCGUGUCACCCUUCCUCUGUGCAUCUUCCAUCGCUUCCAUUCGGCCGUCACAUUAGCCGAAAUUUGGAAAACAAGUUACAAACCGCGACUCGAUUAAACAACUCAACCAACAUUAUAGAAACAACAACAUUUCAAAACAAAUCCUUCCCUAAAAGGGGAGUUACAGUUCACUAGAUGUUCUGUUGCGAAGCUUUGCUUGUCAAUUUCUACUAAUUGUACUGUAAUAUUGUGAAAUUGUGUUUAUAUCAAUGUGUAUUAUGGAAUAUCAGAAAUUUAUCCAUUAUAUUGCUCAAACUUUGUUCUACGAUAUUUUUUGUUCAUUUUUGAACACUCGGGUUCAAAAUUUGUGUACAGGGGACCACGGAAGUCAACUGAUUUUCAUUCUUAGUACAGAAGUCGGGGUUUUAUUAUGUGUACGAAUUGAGAAAACUGAUUGGAACAAAAUGUGUUCAUUCAUGGACAUAAAUCAAUUAUGCAAAGCAUUUCACUACUAUAUAAAACAUCUAUUUUCACCGAAUAAGUAGGCCUACUGCAUUCAACCAAUCAACUGUAACCUAGCUGAUGAAAUCAGUUUUUUAAACUAGCAAGAUUGUGAUCAUGAGUAGUUGAGGAUGAUGUAAUCUUUAUAAAGAUCUUGAAUUAGAUUUUUUUGUAAAAUUAAAAACUGUGCUCCAAAUAUCUUUUUGUCUGGAGCAUCUUUGAUCAGUGGAAUGUUGAAAAUUCAAGAAAUUAUUCUUUUUGCAAAAACUUGAAUGAAGAAAAUUUUGAAUUUUUGUAACAUACUAUCAUCAAUCCACAAUCACAUCUCAUAUAAUGAGUUGUAAGUUUUGUUUAUUUUUAAUGAAGUGACGAAAAUAUAAAAGAAAUCUGUUAUUCUACAUAGAUUUUAUUUUUUAAUGCUGCAUCUAAUUAGUAAAAUAAGAGAAUUGACAAUUGAAACAUGAUCAAAAAUAAUUUAUCUAGAUGAAUAAUACCUCUUUAACAUUUAUGGAAAAAGAAGAUCUUGAGAAAUAAUACAGCACUUAUUAAAAAAUUCAAUACAAUUAUCAAUCUGAAAAGGAAUUAUCAUGAUAUAAAACAGAAUUUUAAAAACAUACAAUUAAGUAAAAUAAUAUGAGUUUCAUAUAAACCUGAGCAUUUGACGCUUGUCCCACCUCCCUGAGAGGGGUCAGAGGGGCAAGUGGUUGGACACUGGCGAUGCAGCAUGUGUGUCUGACCACUCCUACCACGAAAGGUUUAUUUACUUUUUAUCCACAUUUUUCCUAUGUUAUUCUUUCCACUUCUGAAGAAGAUCACGACUGGUUUGUUUUACUUUAGGGAUGUCAGCUUGCGAAUCUUCUUGGUUUUCUUUAAAAUCUUCAGUAUAGUUUCUUCUCUGGUCUAAGAAGUUUUGGUGUUUACUCUUUCGCCGUUCAACUCGAUCUUCCCUUCUAACGUCUUUAUAAUCUUGAAUUUUUGGAUUAAAUUUGUAAACUUCUCGACGAUCCAUUUUGUACUACUAACAUUAUAUCACAAACCUCACGAAACAGUAACUUAAAUGAUCAGUUUCAGACUUUUCACCUAACUACAGGCUGCAAUCAAAGUUUUGAACUAUCGACUUAUAGUCUAAAAUGACUGAAUAUUGCAGACUAUUAGCAUUAUUGCUGUUUUAAAAAACAAAACAAAUUAAAAUAAACAAAAGGAUAAGAAACUGCAAACUGCAUCCUUCGCCAAACAGCAAACUGAGCAAACAGCAAACCGAGCAAACACGACCAAACGUGACGUGACGCCUACAAUGUGGCUUUUUUCGGAUUGGUUUCUACGGUUUUUUUUGUAUAGAAUUUACAAACCUUGAAAGCUGGAGCAAAAAAAACUCUUACUCCAAAAAACUAAGGCCUACUUAUUAGAUGAGAUGAAUAGUAUACAGGCUAAUAAUAAAUAAAUAACAAAAAAACUCCACCAACAAAACUAAAGUAAGCUACUAAACAACAAAACUGAACUUUAAAUGCCGGGAACAUCAUACAGACAUAGACUACUGCUUUGUGCCUGCUUGCAUAUGCAUACACGAAUGAACACCUAUUAAUUUAAUUCCAGCUACUUUGUAGGUGAAUUUGGAUGUGAAAGAAAUAUUUUCAUCUUCAUCGACUAAACAAAAUAGUCUCAUGAUUUUAUCACUUAUUGAAUUCUGUACAUUUUCGAAUCGUUCAAUUAUUUUGGCAAAAUUUUAAAUUAGAGCUUGGUGUUUUAUGAGUCACUAUAAACUGUCAUAAGUAUUAGCUUUAUCUAGUGAAUCAAGCAUAGCUGUUAAGUCAAUAGAAUGUGUCCAGUGUCCUCAUGUUUUUAGCGUUUCCAGAUGCUUUUUAGUAGUACUAAUACAUUCAAAAAUGUUGUAAACAAACAUCUUUUCAAUAUUGAUAAAAAUAUAUUUUUACAAUAGGGUUAAGUGAUUAAAUUCAAUUCUGAACUUUCUGAACAAAUCAAAAAAAUAUUGAUGUGCGCAUAAUAGCCUAUUUAACUACUAGACGUAUUCUCUUAUGGCAUUGUUGGAUCAUAUUUUGAUAAUGCCAUAUUAUUAUAUUGACAGUAUUAUAUUAGUCAGUGAUGUACAGUUAAUGUGAUUUGAAAGCAUUGCCAACUAUUCGAUAAUUAAUAAAUUGUUCAAUCAUAAAGAAGCAAAAAUAUUUAACAAGCAUAAACAUAAGCAUCAACCCCCAAGUAAUCAAUGACCAAUAUUUAUUCCACGAGAAAAUCAUAACCGUUUCAGCGUGUAUUGUAUAAAAUAUACCUGAUCCUCAGGAGCCCAUAUUGUAAAUAUUUCUGUCUUCUAGUCAGACAUUCACUUUCAGAAUAUUGUUUGUACAUAUUUAAGUAGUGAUAUUUUACAACUUAUAACCAGAGAGAUUUAUAUGAUUACCUAUAUUUUGUCUAGAGUUUCCCGUUCUUAAGAUUCGUUUCUUACUAGAACGUGACCCGUCAUGAAUUAUACGCUAAAGUUUAUUUCUUCGAUGAACUUCAAGCCAUAAAAUAGGAACUAUGAGUGUAAUAUACUGAUUAAUUCUGUAUUAUAGAUAGAUUUAGUUUUUAAUCUUUAUACCACAAGAGAAAGUUAAUUUAUUGGAAGAUUCUGUGUUGCAUGAGUGAGGUAAUUAUUUUAUGGGUUUUUUGUAGACCUUUUAGCAUCUUGAUUAAGAGUUAGUAUUUUCUAAGGAUGUCUCCAUUAUUAUUCAAUGUGAAAUGUUCAUUGUUGGCUUGUUUGAAUUGACUUUUAAUCGUAUACAGCGUAUGUUGUUCAUUGAGAAAUUUUAUUUUAUAAAAGGAUUGUAAGGAUAAUAUUAUUGAUUAACAUAAAUACCAGAAUAGCGUCUGAAGAAAAUUUUAAUAUAAUCUAUCUUCUCUGUGUAAAAUUAACUGUAUGUGUUAGAGUUAUGGUCAGAAUCGAGCAAAACGAAAAAAUCGGAUAGAUUUUUCCAAAUACCUAGAUGGAAAUAAUAGAUCAGGGAGGUGUUUUAAUAUGAAAAUUUCUCAUUAAGAUUGGAAGAAACCUACCAACUAUAUAAAUAACUCAAUAUAACAGAGAUCGAUAAAGAUUGUAAUUUGUAUUACAGUAAACUUGAUAUCCGCAGUAAACAGCAAUGACUGUUAUUAUGAAGAGUACAUUGGAAAACACGAACAAAUACUUUUGAGGUUUACUUAUUAUUGUCUAAAUGAUUGAUAGAUCUGAAAAAGCCAAUGAGUGAAGUUUAGGUUGUCACACAUAUCUAGCCUUUAAAUAAGAAAAUCCCUUCUCUUCACGCUGAUGCUGUGUUAUGGCUGAAGUAUGCUAGAUUUUUUAUAAUUCUAUUACUGGAUAACUCCACUAGUUUUGGUUGAUCUAGUUAUAGAUUUAGUCGUAGUGUGGAAAUUCGGAGUUCAGGGAUAAUUUUCCACUAAACCUACAUCAUAGAGAAAAUAAAAACGAGUAUUGUUAUAUUAUAUGCUACACGAUUGUUCUACAUACAGAUAUAAUGUAAUGUUCUAUUAUCACUGAUAUAUGAUAGCAAAACUGGUUAUCAGGACCAUAAACAUUCCAGUCUUGAACUUUGUUUUUGAAAAGUCCUAUUAUAAUACGUAGGUUUUCUUGAAUGGCAUUUGCGUUGGAAUUUCCUUAGAGGAACAAUGGUGUAUUGGUACGUAGUAAAAUUGUUUAAAAUCUAUGCAGCUUCUAUUGGCUAAAUUGUAAAUUUAUAUGAGUUUUGAUAUCAAACUAUUUGUUUUUCAUAAAUUUAUACUUCUUAAUAACGCAUUUGUACACCUUAAAAUCAUAACAUAAACUACGGAUAUUAAACUUUUUGAUCAAUCUUAUAGUUUUAAAUAUAUAAAUAUUAGUUAGUUGGAAUACUGUUAUGAGUGAACGUUCACUUAGAUUGUCCCUCACUGCCAAAUAAAUAUUUAAGGUGAUUAGCGUUCUACUGUGUCUUUUGACUAACAAUACAAUUAAUUAUAAAAUCAUCAAUUUCUUAUCGUAGGAAAUUUACCUAUUCGUAGGAUACCUAUUCGAUUCAUUAGUCUUGCCACUGACUUAAAAUUGAGAUACUUUGGAGAAGAAUUUAUUAUUCAAUCAAAGUAUGUUAAUGUUUUAUUAUGUUCUUUGAAAAAAAUAAAUUAUGAGAGUUUAAUAAAUUAUUCUAUCAAUUGGAAAUGCAUCUAAACCAAAGUACUAGUAUAAUGAUGUUUUUUAACUUAGUUUGUUGAGCAUAAUUUUAAAAUUUCAUUCCAGAAAGUCAGUGAUAUUAUAGAUGCUUAAUAAUGAUUAUUUUCUCUUGGAAAAAAGAUCAGAUAAUUAUAUUGAUUGGCAUUUUCACGAACCACAAAAUGAUAUUGGAUGAAAAAGAGGCAUUCAAGCAUUUCCAGCCUACAUUUAUUCUUGAAUAUUUGAAGUACCUAGAUGUUUUAAAUACAAACUAUUUGAUUAAGUCGUUCUUCCUUAUUUCCCAUGGUUCAAUUGGUUCAAAUGGUUCAACUUUGAAAUUGUUGUAUUACGAAAAUAUAUAGUUAGGACAUAAGUUAAAAUCUCAAUUCCUAAUCAAGUCACGGAGAACAGAUUGAACUAGAAAUCAAAGAGUAUUGUAAAUUGUUUAUGAUUACGGUAUUGCAAUCUCUUUUGUUUCAAGAGAUAUGAUUUAUUGCUUAGCUAACAUAAUGCAAAAUCGAGGGAUAGUAUUUCUUCUUUGAUACAACUUACGAUCUAUUAACCAAUUGAAGUAAUGCAUUUAAGCUUAUUAAAGCACAAAUUUUCAAUAAAUGGCCAACAUGUAAAGACACACUAAAGCAGUACAAAAAUUUGGAUCUUCUCAAUCAAGUAAUUUAUUAUUCAUGAACAUUGUGACAGAAUUUUUGUACAAUAAAUAUUUAUCAAUUUUAUAAUUGGCUCAUUUUGUAAUAAAUUAACUAAACUGUUAGCUCGUUUAUGAUCUGAAAUAGAAUUCUCCAAGUCUUCAAUCCCUUCAAACAGGAUUGAACAUUAUAAAUGAAUAAUAAUUAAUGUUUAGAAUAAGACUGUGUUAAAACAUUACAUUUACAAAUUAUAAAAUUAGAGUUAUAGAUAUAGAUGAGAAUAAGUAUUCGUUUUGUAAUAAUUCUACAUGUUUAAACUACUAUUGUAAAUUAAAAUUAUGAGAAACAAUUUCCAUUCUAACUGUUGUAAUGAAUUCUUCAAGUGGAACUCAUUUUUGGAAUUAUAUUACACUGUUGGCUAUUAACGAAUUUGUUUUGAUCUUGUGCAUGUUUUAUACAUGGUCGAUUUGACCAUUUUAAUAAUUAUUUCAUGAUUUUUACUUGUAACGAUGAUUAAUUGUGAAUAUAUAAUAUGGUAUUAAAUAACUUUUUUAUGUU
This is a messenger RNA of Nilaparvata lugens (brown planthopper), 8862 nucleotides long. Its product is annotated as proton channel OtopLc. The record is from RefSeq and is a predicted model, not a curated record. The transcript has 15 exons. NCBI's taxonomy places the organism in Eukaryota, Metazoa, Arthropoda, Insecta, Hemiptera, Delphacidae. Gene Ontology annotation, molecular function: proton channel activity. Gene Ontology annotation, cellular component: membrane. Bases 437 to 3109 code for a protein of 890 amino acids. Gene Ontology annotation, biological process: proton transmembrane transport.